UAUCGUCGCUCGAGCUCUCGCAUGACUCGAGCGGUCGCCAAGCAGAGGUCGCUAUAUGGACCAAUACGUCUGGGGCCAUCACUUCUAAGCCAAUCGGAUGAAAUGGUCUAAACGGCGCUAGCGGCGAGUUUGCCCUGAAGGAACUCUCACAGCCUUUCAUAUAUUCCCAAAGUCAUCUCCUCCCUAUCUUUCUAUCCACAAGUCAAAGACCACAAAAUGUCAGAAACCAAAAGCGCAGAGUUCUAUGUCAGACCACCCUUCCGCUGGCAGGAGGCUCCGCAGCGAACAUCCUGUCCAUCCAAGUUCCAACAACCUACACCUCAGCGCGCCUGUCCUGCGCCGCCAUCAGAAGACCCCGACCCCGAAGAUCAAUUCCACUCCCACCUUAUGGUCGACCGCACGCUGGCCUUGCUGGAGGGUACCGAUGACUCUAUCGGCGUCUACUGCGUAUGCCAUGCUGCGUGCCGUUGUCGAGAGCAUUGCGUAGCCGCACCCAGAGACACAAAAUGCCCCUGCAACUGUUUCUACAAAGAGGUGCAACGUCUAGAGAUUCGCCGUCGCGCACUAGCUUCAAGUGCAAUUGAGGAGGCACAAGAAGUGGACGUACAAGAAGACUCACAAUCUCUGGAAGAGCGUCCCAUCACUCCACGCAGCCAAUCGGUUUACAGCCAAAAUUCCAUCCAAGCAAGCCUUCAGAACCUUCAAGUUUACACCCCAAACAACCUUCACUCGUCACUUCCGACAGAAGGCACCUUCAGCAUGAGUCGUGCCGAACUUUGGACACGACUCUCUCAACCUGGCCCACCCACACCCAAGACACCAAUGACUCCCACGAAAACCAGAUCCAGCAAAGGUUAGAAAUCUUUGUUCGGCCUCAGGAAGCGUGGAGCGACGAAGUGAUGGGAGUGAUGGGAGUGAUGGGAGCAAAGGGGAGUUCAUGUACAUCGGAAAGUCCUGUGGUGUGCUCACAUCUUUUAUUGUGUCGUCGCUGGCAAGAAGUGAAGCGUGAAGGGCGGCUUCAAGUGAGCAACGGUCAAGCCUGUGCUUGAAUUAUUUCUUUUUUCUGUUUUACAAGAAUCGUACUGUGGAUUAGCAGCUACCCCACUAGGCAGAAAGAAAAUCAAUCAUUGCUACUACCUGAA
This is a messenger RNA of Aureobasidium pullulans EXF-150, 1142 nucleotides long. RefSeq lists its product as uncharacterized. The transcript has a single exon. NCBI's taxonomy places the organism in Eukaryota, Fungi, Ascomycota, Dothideomycetes, Dothideales, Saccotheciaceae. The record is from RefSeq and is a predicted model, not a curated record. The coding region runs from base 217 to 858 and encodes 213 amino acids.